Ixodes scapularis (black-legged tick) is the source of this 705-nucleotide messenger RNA. RefSeq lists its product as uncharacterized. NCBI's taxonomy places the organism in Eukaryota, Metazoa, Arthropoda, Arachnida, Ixodida, Ixodidae. The record is from RefSeq and is a predicted model, not a curated record. The coding region runs from base 1 to 705 and encodes 234 amino acids. The transcript has 3 exons.
AUGUCGAAAAACAAGGAGCUGGUUCUCACUCCGGACCAAGCACGCCAGCUUGAGAAGGACAGCCGGCAGCAGUCGAAGAGCGCUACAUGGAAGGCUGCUCGCACCAACAGACUCACAGCGUCCUCCUUCGGAGCUGUCCUGAUUAGAGUAUCGUGGACUGAUGUCGGGCUUCGGAACCUCACUGAAGAGAAGGACUUGUCUCGAGUCGCACCAGUCAAGCAUGGUAUCACCCAGGAGCCCCAUGCCGUGAGGCACUACGAAAAGACUCUGCGGUCUCGUGGUCACCAGAUCCAGACCACCUGCUGUGGCCUCAUGGUGAACCCCUCUUCGCCAUGGUUGGGAGCGUCCCCAGACAGGCGCGUUUUUGAUCCAGCCGAGACACCCCCUCACGGGGUCAAGGUCGAGGUCAAGUGCCCCUACACUAUGUGGAACUGUGACACUCCUGACUCCAAAGGCUUUUUUGUAGUAAAGGAUGCCGCAGGCGUAUACAGACUAAAGCGUGACCAUAGCCGUUACUACCAGCUAUUGGGACAGAUGGCCCUUUCUGGCGUCACCUGGGGAGAUUUUGUGGUAUAUUGUAAGAACUUCUUGAUCAUAGAACGGAUUCGAUUUUGCCCUUGUAGCUGGAUUAAGUGCAAGGAGGUGCUCGACAAGUUCUAUUUUGAGACUCUACUACCCUAUCAUGUGGGUAGGCCAGACCAGUGA